GAUACAUAAAGCAGACGUUAUGACGUUAGGACGUUAUGCGGUGGUAGCCUACAGAUAAUUUCGCUUUCUGUUCUGGUGAAUUGAAAUUUAAAGUCUGAAGUCAGAACUUCCGGAUAAUCUGUCAGGGGCUCUUUACUUUAUCUUUAGUUCACGGAUUUGUGUCGAUGGAUAAGAAGGAAGCAACGCGCACCUGCGGCAAAUGCCACAGAGAGGUUGCAGAGACCAACUUUGCUCUGCACGAAACGCACUGCAGCCGCUUCUUAUGUCUCUGUCCUGACUGUGAUGAAGCAGUUCCCAGAGAGCAGCUAAACCAACACAGAGAGGAACAGCAUACCCAGGUGAGAUGCUCCAAGUGUAGCCAGAAGAUGGAGCGUUGUUACCUGAUGGAUCAUGAGUCUGAUGAGUGUGUGGAGCGUCUGCAGAGCUGUCAGUUCUGCGAGCUGGAGCUGCCUUGGAAGGAGCUGGACAAACACCAUCUGGCCUGUGGGAGUCGCACCAACCUCUGCGGGGACUGCGGCCGCUACGUCACCCUCAGGGACCAGCCCGAGCAUGACUUGACCUGCUCAGCCACUCACAAUGGCUCAGGUCCUCCUCAAACUCCCACCAAACGACCACCAAAGAAGACAAAAAUCCCAGUGAGUUGUGACAGGUGUAUGGCAUCAUUUCCAGCUGAGGAUAUAAAGAAACAUGAGCUGGAGUGUGUUCCAACAACCACGUGGGAAGAUGAAGAUGAAGCGGCAGAGGCAGACUCUUUCCCCAGGCACGGGGCCACUUCUUGGCUAAGCAGCGCCUAUAAGGCAACCGCCCUGUCAGACAGACCCAGCAGUGGUCCCUGGGGUGAUGGAGGUGACCCAGACCAGAUCAGCAUCUGCCCCCACUGUCAUCUGGCCCUGCCCCUCGUCACACUACGUCGGCAUAAGGUGAAGUGCCAAAUUCACCUUCUCUUGAAAUAAAGAGAGAGAACUCCUCAGAAUGGCCAAGCUGCUUCAGAGAUCUUUGUCAUUCGUAAAGGGAUGGAAGACAAGCAUUUGGGCUGUUGAAAUGCAAUUUUGUUAUUGGCCGACUUUUGAUUUAUUUUUGUUUAAAUGUAUUGUUUGUAAUGUUCCUUUUGUUAAAUACAAAUAGUAAACUGUAACGCUAAACGCUCUGUCUAAACCAGUGAAUAGAAUGUUUUGAGUCAGAAACAUAUUGAGCAAUUUAGUAUCAGUUAAUAGAGAAAUGGAUCGGAUGAUGCUAAAGUGCAAUAAAAUGCAUAAAAGGUUUA
Siniperca chuatsi (mandarin fish) is the source of this 1264-nucleotide messenger RNA. It is a transcript of the gene xaf1, whose product is annotated as XIAP associated factor 1. The record is from RefSeq and is a predicted model, not a curated record. NCBI's taxonomy places the organism in Eukaryota, Metazoa, Chordata, Actinopteri, Centrarchiformes, Sinipercidae. Gene Ontology annotation, molecular function: zinc ion binding. The transcript has 7 exons. Bases 165 to 953 code for a protein of 262 amino acids.